UCCAAGUCAGCCCCUUGACAGAGCACUUUACGAUUCUUGGAGAGUGGCACUGUCUGCUGAGGCGUAACGUUUUGAAAGCUCAGCAAACACCGCAGAGAGCGGGGAUGAGUUAAGGGGUCUACAAAGGAGAGAACAGACGGUUUUGAAAGUGGGAAACAAAACCAGUGAAAAGUUUUGCCCUCCAAAGAACCAGUGGAGUAGCUACACCGUGGCCAUUCAACUCCGAACUCCGAGGCUCUAUGGUAUAAAGCCCAUCCUCAGAUUCAGCUGGAGAUUGCUUCCGAGGAGCUCCUGACGCCAUUUUCCACAGUCUGAGGAGAACCAGGAAGCAGCCGGCAGGAGACAUGCCUGCCCUGGCCACUGGAGCCGGCCACGAGCCAGGUCUGUAUGAGCUGCUGGCGGCCCUGCCAUCCCAGCUGCAACCUCAUGUCAACUGCUCUGAGGACAACACCUUCCUUCAGGAUAUGUUUGGAGAGAGAAGUCUCCACUCACUUGUUAAGAUUCACGAACGGCUGCAGCACUAUGAAGAGAGCAAGCCCGUCCCCGUCCUGGAAGGAGCUGCUCCUCUGGCACGUGUCGUGUCUGAUGAGCUGGAAGGCAAAUCAGCCAGUCAGGAUGUCAAAGAGCUUCUUAAACUGCUGGCAAACCCACAUGUAAAGAGCCUCCUGUCUGUCCACGAUGCAGUUGCCCAAAAGAAGUAUGACCCAGAACUACCUCCGCUGCCUGAAGACAUCGAUGAUGAUGAAGAUUCUGUGAAAAUCAUAAGAUUGGUCAAGAACAAGGAGCCACUGGGAGCAACAAUAAGACGUGAUGAGAGCACAGGUGCCAUCAUUGUGGCCCGGAUCAUGAAGGGAGGGGCAGCUGACAGAAGUGGCUUAAUUCAUGUAGGGGAUGAACUGAAGGAGGUCAAUGGAAUCCCUGUGGACGACAAGAAACCAGAGGAAAUCAUUCGUAUUCUGGCACAGUCACAAGGAGCCAUUACCUUUAAAGUUGUCCCUGGUGCAAAGGAAGAGGCAUCUAUCAAGGAGCCACAGAUGUUUGUGAAGGCGCUCUUUGACUACGACCCAAAAGAUGACAGCACCAUCCCAUGUAAGGAAGCUGGUUUGGCCUUCAAGAAGGGUUGCAUCCUACAGAUCAUGAGCCAAGAUGAUGCAACCUGGUGGCAGGCCAAACACGAGGGUGACACAAAUCCACGUGCUGGCUUAAUACCAUCCAAACAGUUCCAGGAGAGGAGACUUGCAUUUCAGCGACCUGUUACGACUGUUUCGUCCCUGAGGAGCUCUACUAGACGAUCAUCUGGGUUCAGGAGAAGCUUUCGUCUCAGCAGGAGAGACAGAAAGACUACCAAGUCCAUGUACGAGGCGAAGAAGAGUGAAAUAUACGACAUGGCUGACGUGCCCACGUACGAGGAAGUCGUCCCGUACCGCAGGCAAAGGGGAGACAAACACAGGCUGGUGGUCCUAGUAGGACCCACGGGUGUCGGCUUGAGUGAACUGAAGAAGAAACUGUUGAUCUCUGACCCCCAGCACUUCAGUGUGACCAUUCCACACACCAGUCGGCCCAAGAAGAACCAGGAGACCGAUGGUGUGGAUUACCACUUCAUCUCCAAACAGCUCUUUGAUACAGACAUUCACAACAACAAGUUCAUUGAGUAUGGCGAGUACAAAGGGAAUUACUACGGCACAAGUUUGGACUCGAUACGCUCAAUCCUCUCAAAGAAAAAAGUGUGCCUGCUGGAUGUCCAGCCUCAUCUAAUAAAGCAUCUUCGAACAGCAGAGUUUAAACCUUUCGUCGUGUUCGUGAAGCCCCCGACCGUCGACAGACUGAGAGAGACCAGAAAGAAAACCCAAAUUAUAUCAGGCAAAGACGACAAGGACUCCACCAAACCCUUCACGGAGGAAGACUUUCAGGAGAUGGUGAACAUGGCCCAGACAAUGGAGACUCAGUACAGCCAUCUCUUUGAGAUGGUUAUAGUCAACGAUGACCUCGAUGUUGCCUUCAGCGAGCUGCAGUUGGCACUAAAGAAAGUGGAGACAGAGACACACUGGAUUCCAGUCAGCUGGACUCACUCCUGAGAGAUAUACUGACUGUAAAAGGAGAAAAGGGAAGCGCUUUGACAAAAAUAUGCAGGUUUUCUAUCUUUUAAAAAAAAAUAUUUGCCACGGACGGUGUUGGGAAGUAAAUCAGGAAUAAAACAGUGCCUGGCUGCUGUGUCGCCAUACCUGAACUGCAUCGAGCUAAAAAUAAGCUUGUGCCUGGGAUCAGGUUGGAUUUAGACCUCAGCUGUGGUCUGGAAGCUCCAGGUCUGACCAGAUGUGAUCGGGUUGUGGCUGCAGGCUUCUUUCCAGAAUCUAAGACUUGGAAAUUGAUCAGGGUCUCAGUCUGGGUCACACAUCCAUGGCCACAACUUGGAGCUCCUUGGUCCAAACCGGAAUGUGGCGCGAGCUUGGACCACCGUAGCACCAGCAGUCCUGCCAGCACAUCAGUAAACCGGCCAAACAGGACUCCUUUAGUGGUUUUAUAACAUUAGACCAUUAGAAACCAAAGGGAUUGAUGUAUUUCUUCUUCGUGGACAACUUACAUGUGUUUGUCUGUAAUAGAGCACAGCACCAGGGAAAAGAGGAGAAAGGAAAACAUACUUGCCUUCUGUCUUACUAGACUUUUGUACAUCUAAACUCUUCCAUGACUGUUAUUCCAAGCAAAACACUGUCAGGUACACUUUUGAGAAAGGGCAAUAAGUGUAGUUUUAUUUAAAAGAAAUUAAUAUAUUUUCUAAUAUCUGCUUGUAGUCCUUUUUAUGCAUUUUAUAUACAUUUAUGACGUUAACAUGAUCUUAGCUGUAGCCAUCUCUGUGACAGCCUCUUUGUACUAGAAGCAUUUUUUUCUCUCAAUCUAUCAUUUUUUUUGUUCAUCACCCCAGUUUUGUUUUUUGGCUCUGUCAGCUCUAUUUGGCUUUAUUUGGCUCUAUUAUCACCACUGCUACAAUUCUCCUAGCUCCAGAUUUUGCUCUCUUGUUGAUUCUGGGACAAGCUGAGGUCCUUUAAAUUAAGGGGAGACUAUAAAUGGUAAAUGGUAAAUGGCCUGUAUUUAUACAGCGCUUUUAUGGUCCCUAAGGACCCCAAAGCGCUUUAUAUAUCCAGUCAUUCACCCAUUCACACAUAUAAUUCCAGCUACAUUUUUAUUCACCAGAAUUCACAAAAAAACCAUAUUUAUUUAUUUAUGCGUUGUGCUGUUGUGUUUUUUUAACUUCCUGCUCCUUAAAAGUAUACUUUCUUCUGAUUGGUUGCCCCUCACUUAGCCUCUGCAAACUGAAACUAGUGCUCGUAAGCACUGCCUCCCAGAGAUGGCCUCAAUAUUUUGCAUAUUUAGCAGUGUUUAAUAUCUGCUUAGUAUAUGACAAAAUACAAGCAAAUGGUUAAGUUGUCCUCUGUACAUGGAGGUAGAGCGCUAGGAUAGUUGGAGAUUGGAAACCAUUAGGAGGAGCUAGCCUAUGUCUGCUAGUCUUUCUGAACUUGUGAUUUUAGUAUAUUGUUCAUCCCUAUUAAUAACAGUUAGUUCAUAUUGAAAACAUUUUGAAUUCAUCUCUUACUUUUUGUGCUUGCUCAGCUGAUUGCCUCCAAUCUCUAGCUGCAUUUAAAACUCUAAGAGUGCUAUCAGUCCUUCAAAGUCUCAGUAAAAAAAAAAAAGCAUUAAGCAUAUUAUCCAAACUGUCUAAAUGAUUCCUUAAACUCUAUAUUUAUUCUUUUUUCUUUACUCUAAGAAUACUCUCUUACACUGCUGAACGUCCAGCUCAGGUUGUAUUUUUCCAAAUUGUGCAUCAUUUAUUUCGCCCUUUCCACCAACUGUGAUAUAUACAAACUAGAUUUGUGUCCUUUUUUUAAGUGUAAACAUGAAUGGUUAUACUGCUCUGAUGUAAUACAAUUUAAUGUCUUUAA
Messenger RNA from Oreochromis aureus, 3935 nucleotides. It is a transcript of the gene mpp7a, whose product is annotated as membrane protein, palmitoylated 7a (MAGUK p55 subfamily member 7). The transcript has 17 exons. The coding region runs from base 345 to 2075 and encodes 576 amino acids. Gene Ontology annotation, molecular function: protein binding. Gene Ontology annotation, biological process: protein localization to adherens junction. Lineage: Eukaryota; Metazoa; Chordata; Actinopteri; Cichliformes; Cichlidae. The record is from RefSeq and is a predicted model, not a curated record. Gene Ontology annotation, cellular component: cell-cell junction; plasma membrane.